Messenger RNA from Durusdinium trenchii, 996 nucleotides. The record is from the annotation of a GenBank genome assembly. Lineage: Eukaryota; Dinophyceae; Suessiales; Symbiodiniaceae.
AUGGCCCAAGUGAAUGAUCUCCUCGCUUUCGUGGUGCUGCGAAGCUUUUGGAUUUGCUGUCAUGUGGCCACCGCCGCGUUUCUCAUCUCGUUGAGGGCGAUCUCCUUGAUGCUAGGCCCACACCAAGCUCCUCCUUUGCGACGCUUGCCUUCGCCAUCCCGUGAGACGAUGGGUGCGUUGCUGGAAACGUUGCCGAUCGUGACUUUGCCCGAGCGCUUCGCCGAGGGCUUUGUUUUGUCCUGCGCUCCUUGUAGCAACCUUUGUCUCUACAUGCUGGGCGCGGCCGCCUGCCUGCAGCGUGCCAGCAACUUCCAGAGCGUCAAGCCAGGACUCGUUUUCAAGGGUGUGUCCUCGGGCGCAUUGGUUGCUGCCUUGCUGGCCAUGGGCUCUAAUGUGCCACAGCUCUUCGAGGAGUGUUUGGGCCUUUUGGCCACUCUAAACCAUCGCCGUGGUGGCUGGCUGGGCGCUUAUUCCACCACCAUCCGCCAGAUUUUGCGCCAUGCCACCAGCGCGAGCGUGUCUGUGGAGCCGGGAACUUUGCAGGUGGGGGUCACGGCGUUCGACGUGGCGCCGCAGUUGAAGGAGAUCAAAGACUUUCAAAGCGCCAAGGAUGUGGAGGAGACUGUGCUGGCUUCGUGCUACAUCCCAGUGGUUUGGGAGGAGCCUAUUUGGCUGAAGGACUUGGGUCCUUGUCUGGAUGGGGGCCCGUUUGGCUUCUUGAUCGAUGGCGAUGUCGUCUUCAGCCCAUACCAUUCCAACGUGCCUGACGUGGGCCCUGCUGAAGAAUAUCCCCGCACUUUGGUGUUUCAGCCCGUGGAUGCUCAAGACAUGCUCCGGCUCUUCGAGGAUGGCUACCGCCACUGCGUCUCCUGGAUCCAGCAGGGCUGCCCCUCCCGGCGCUCCGAGCGCCAAGCUGUUUGGGCGGAGCCGGGCAGUGGAAGCCCCAAGACGCUGGUGAUGGAAGGGUGGAAGACGCUGCGGGAGUUGGUGGCAUAG